GUGCCCUGGGGCCUCCUUCCGUCUGUCCCCAGGGAACAAUUACUGCUACUGUUGUUUUGAACCUCGCACCUCAGUGACUGGCGAUAUGCUUCCUUUGCCCAGGGCAACGGCUCCUUAGGGUGCUGGCAGAAGAAGAGCGGCUUCCCUCACGCUCGCCUCCUUUCUCCACCUCCCGUCUCCCAAGCACGUCGGGCGCUGCCCGGAGCGCCUGGCUCCAGACCAGUGAAAACCGGCCAAGUAUAAAGGCUUCUCAAGAAUGAGAUGGAUCCCGGGGUGUCCUCCCCUGAGAAGCAGGAGAAAGGGAAUUUAGUGGGCAUCAGCGGUAAGCGGCUCGGUGUCUGCGGCUGGAUCCUAUUUUUUCUUUCUCUCGUGUUGGUGAUCAUUACCUUCCCCAUCUCCAUAUGGAUGUGCCUGAAGAUCAUUAAGGAGUAUGAACGCGCUGUUGUGUUCCGCCUGGGACGCAUCCAAGCCGAAAAAGCCAAAGGACCAGGCCUGAUCCUGGUUCUGCCCUGCAUAGAUGUGUUUGUUAAAGUCGAUCUCCGGACCGUGACAUGCAACAUUCCCCCACAAGAGAUCCUCACCAGAGACUCCGUGACCACCCAGGUGGAUGGGGUCGUCUACUACAGAAUCCACAGCGCUGUCUCGGCCGUGGCUAAUGUCAACGAUGUCCACCAAGCCACCUUUCUGCUGGCCCAGACCACCCUGAGGAAUGUCCUAGGGACACAGACCUUGUCCCAGAUCUUGGCUGGCCGAGAGGAAAUAGCCCAUAGCAUCCAGACCAUACUGGACGACGCCACGGAGCUGUGGGGCAUCCGGGUGGCCCGAGUGGAGAUCAAGGACGUCCGGAUCCCCGUGCAGCUGCAGAGGUCCAUGGCGGCGGAGGCCGAGGCCACCCGGGAAGCCAGGGCCAAGGUCCUUGCUGCAGAAGGCGAGAUGAAUGCUUCCAAGUCUCUGAAGUCCGCCUCCAUGGUGCUGGCCGAGUCCCCCGUCGCACUCCAGCUGCGUUACCUGCAAACCUUAACCACCGUGGCCGCGGAGAAGAACUCCACCAUCGUGUUCCCUCUGCCCAUGAAUAUACUGGAGGGUAUUGGUGGCAUCAGCUACAAUGACCACAAGAAGGCUCCCAGCAGAGCCUGAGGUCCUGCGGGCAGCCGGCCACUGCUCAGGGAGUCGCGUCUAUUCCUGCGGGGGGCCAGCAGUAGGAGUCCUGAGAAUGGCAACACUAUUCAAGCCGAAAACUCCACAGCUGUCACAGCAUUAGCAAGGACAUGCUAUAGAGGCUGCCAAAAAAAAAAAAAAAGGCAAAAAUGAGGGCUUUGUACUUCUAUUUUUAGGCACAUAAACAACUUUGCAUUUUUCUUAGGAUAAUUAAUUCGUAGGUGUCCUGGAUUUAUAUACCAAAAGACCUUUCUUACAGUAGAGGGUGAAAUUGUUGGGGGAUGGUGACUAAGCUCUCAGAAUUACUUUGUAAUAGUUUUAAGAAGCACUGUAGAUCAUUUGUAAAGUAAUACAUGUCUCUGAUUUAUAUAUAAUCUCAAAGCAACUACUUGCUAAAUUCUUGAUGACUGCAAUAAAAUCCCACAAUGCUUAAAA
This is a messenger RNA of Manis javanica (Malayan pangolin), 1593 nucleotides long. RefSeq names its product stomatin like 3 (gene STOML3). NCBI's taxonomy places the organism in Eukaryota, Metazoa, Chordata, Mammalia, Pholidota, Manidae. The record is from RefSeq and is a predicted model, not a curated record. Gene Ontology annotation, cellular component: plasma membrane.